Molecule: messenger RNA, 1030 nt
Organism: Dermacentor albipictus
Lineage: Eukaryota; Metazoa; Arthropoda; Arachnida; Ixodida; Ixodidae
Biological process (GO): nucleoside transmembrane transport
Cellular component (GO): plasma membrane
Molecular function (GO): nucleoside:sodium symporter activity; zinc ion binding; nucleic acid binding
Source: RefSeq, a predicted model, not a curated record
UCGGACCGGAGCAGUCGACGCUGAUGCUGCACCCGUACCUGCCGCACGUCACCAAAGCCGAGCUCCACUGCUUCCUGACGUCGGGCUUCGCCAGCAUGUCGUCCGUCAUGCUCGGAUCGUACAUCACGCUCGGAGUGGACACCCAGCACCUGGUCACUGCGGCUGUGCUGGCCGCGCCGUCGUCGCUGCUCCUCUCCAAGCUGCUGUUCCCAGAAACGGAGGAGCUGCGCGUUGUCACCGUGCGCAUUUACACGCACAGCAGCACGGACACCAGCAUGCUGGAGGCGGGCGCCAAGGGCGCCAUAGCGUGCCUAGCCCUAGUCGGAGGCAUCCUCGCCAACAUCGUGGCCUUCAUGGCGUUCAUCCACUUUCUCAACGCCGUCUUCCGGUGGGCCGCCGAUGUUAUGGGCCUGAGGGACGUCACGUUCGAGAAUGUGCUGGGCCGGGCGUUCACCCCGCUGGCACUGAGCAUGGGCGUGCCAUGGCAAGACUGCGCCGACGUGGGCGAAGUUAUCGGCAUCAAGGUGGUGGCCAACGAGUUCAUCGCCUACCAAUCGCUGCUCGCCAAAAAGCUCGACGCCCGCUCCGCGAUGCUGGCCACGUACGCGCUGUCUGGCUUCGGCAACCUGUGUUCGAUGGGCGUCAUGCUGGGCAGCCUGGCCGCGCUGUGUCCGCGUCGCCUGUCCGACGCCUCCGAGUUGGCCGUCCGAGCGCUGUGGGCCGGCUGCUCGGCAAGCAUACUCAGUGCCUGCGUAGCCGGCAGCCUCACCGACACAUGAGACCUGGAAGAACGCUUCCUUCGAUAGAUGUUUGUUAAACGCUUUCCACCAAUCUCAUCACAGAAGACGAAGACCAUCACAUUCACUUCGCGAAGCAUUCUCGAGCAUAAUUGUUUAUUGCGAGUUUUACUCGACACCGUUCUUAACGGAAAAGGGCUGGGUGUACUUAUUUGCCACGUCCAACGUACAAGACAUGGCACUGUACAGAAGGACUAUCAUUAUAUAAUGAAUGAAUCACGAAGUUCGCAUGA